Messenger RNA from Acaulospora morrowiae, 285 nucleotides. NCBI's taxonomy places the organism in Eukaryota, Fungi, Glomeromycota, Glomeromycetes, Diversisporales, Acaulosporaceae. The record is from the annotation of a GenBank genome assembly.
AUGGCAAGCUGGGAGUAUUCGCACAAAGAGUUUCCUACGUAUACUAAAGUGAAAGAAGGCGAAACGCCUAGUUAUGAAGUUUUAUUGGCAAACAAAGAAUAUCAAAUUCGAGAACAUUGGGUUAGAGCAAUGGAAGUUCGAUUAGUCAAACAACAAUUGGGCAAAUGCCAAAAAACCGAGGGUGUAAAUGCUAUGGUAAAUUGCCGACGAUUGGCUAAAUUGUAUCUAGAAUUAUUACGAGAGUAUAAGGACAAUUACGGCAAUGGCAAUGGUUUAUUAGGCUAA